AGGGCAACCAGAGGACUUCCUGCACACCAGGAACACAUUGAAGGAUCUGAUGAUACAUUUCUACAGAGGCUGAUUCUACGUCCAUUCACAAUGCCUGUUACAGACCAAGCCUUUGUCACCCUCGGCACCAACGACCUCUAUUGUCAGGGAGCGUUGGUCCUCGGGAAAUCAUUAAGAAAUCACAAAACAUCCCAUCAGCUGGUGGUCAUGAUCACGUCAGAGGUCACGGGUCGGAUGAGGGGAAUCCUCAGUGACGUCUUUGACAAAGUAGUUGAAGUGGACAUCUUGGACAGCGCAGACACGGUACGCUUGUCCUUGCUGAAGCGACCAGAACUUGGGGUAACCUUCACCAAGAUCCAGUGCUGGACCCUCACACAGUACACAAAGUGCGUGUACAUGGAUGCUGACACCAUCGCUCUUUGUAACAUAGACGAGCUGUUUGAACGGGAGGAGUUCUCAGCUGCCCCUGACUCGGGUUGGCCGGAUUGCUUUAACAGCGGAGUGUUUGUGUUCAGACCGUCCCUGGAGACCUUCGUCCGCCUUCUCAAGUAUGCAGAAGAUCACGGCAGCUUUGAUGGAGGAGACCAAGGACUACUAAACAGUUUCUUUAGUAACUGGGCAACGGCAGACAUCAGCAAACAUCUCCCCUUCAUCUACAACUUGAGCAUUAGUUCUAUUUACACGUACUCACCCGCCUUUAAACAAUUUGGCUCCGAGGGGAAGGUUGUUCAUUUCAUCGGCACCCCUAAGCCCUGGAACUGUAAUUAUAACCCACAAACCAAAUGGAUUGUAGAAGAGGAAUCUCUGAGCGGCAAUCAGCAUCUGUCAUUCCUGGUGCUGUGGUGGCAGACUUACAUAUCGGAUAUUCUACCACUAUUAAUGGAACAGCAGGAACCAGACAGCACUGAAAAUAAGUUUGGGAGGAUAGAACUUCAGAUGAAGAAUGAUACGUCCUUGGACUCCAUCGAAGAAGCUCCAGCAGGCAGUCCUGAUAGCACACUGCCUGAUACUAGCUCUGUGCAGCCUCCAGCAGAUGGCAGUGUACAAGCUCAAGACCUCCUACUCCCAUCUCAGCUCAACCAGCAGCCUGUAAACCAAGACAGCAUCCACAUGGCUCAUCUCGUGCAGUCUGCGUCGGAGUUGUCCCUCCGUGAGGCGGAAGAGAAAUUGCAGGGGGAGGAGGAGCGCAAAAAGUGGGAGCAAGGUCACAUCGAUUACAUGGGAAGACAUUCUUUCGAGAACAUCCAGAAAAAGCUGAACCAGUUUUUACAGUGAAGAGAUGGUCGCCAUUUUUACCGCGGUGCUGUGAAACUUACGUUUUUCAUUUAUUUAUUGUGCAGUGACGGCGUUUCAUUUUGAUCUUUUAUUC
Molecule: messenger RNA, 1369 nt
Organism: Nanorana parkeri
Lineage: Eukaryota; Metazoa; Chordata; Amphibia; Anura; Dicroglossidae
Product: glycogenin-1-like
Exons: 10
Coding region: 91-1275 (394 amino acids)
Cellular component (GO): cytoplasm
Molecular function (GO): glycosyltransferase activity
Source: RefSeq, a predicted model, not a curated record